AGCGUCGCAGCUACUUCCGCUUCGCUCUCCAAAACAAGAGUGUCGACCAACACGAGCACUAUCUCCUUCACAGACUACGCUUUAACCUUCAACUCUAUUUUAAGUUUUCUUUCGCGAUCGCAGAUAUGACUCUGAGACAGAUGGCCGCGUUGGGUGUCCUCGCGGAGGAGACGGACGCCGCGCUGAAGCCGCUGAGGCCCGGGACGAACGGCCUGAGAGGCCUGCAGCUGGACGGACGGUUCGUGUCCGCGGGAGACGGCUCUCUACCGGCCACCCCGGACCCGCAGGAGCUCGGUUCCGACACGCAGCAGCUCCUGUUGGAUUUCUAUUGCACGCACACCGGAAUGAGCCUCCCGGACCGGAAGCGUCAUCACGCGUUACCGACGAUGACACGCGUCGUCGCGGACGUCCUCAUAAAGCACCAGAUCACUUACAGAGGGAUGCUGCAGCGUCUGCAGCUGGACUCUCAGCCGGACGACUUGAGCUUCAUCGGCUGUAUAGCAAAGACGAUGUUCAGAGAUGACACCACUAACUGGGGCCGGAUCGUGAGUCUGGUGGCCUUCGGAGCCGUGGUGUGCUCACAGCUGAAGGAGCUGCAGAGGGAGCGGU
Molecule: messenger RNA, 609 nt
Organism: Sinocyclocheilus grahami
Lineage: Eukaryota; Metazoa; Chordata; Actinopteri; Cypriniformes; Cyprinidae
Product: induced myeloid leukemia cell differentiation protein Mcl-1 homolog
Exons: 2
Biological process (GO): release of cytochrome c from mitochondria; regulation of apoptotic process; extrinsic apoptotic signaling pathway in absence of ligand
Cellular component (GO): mitochondrial outer membrane
Molecular function (GO): channel activity; BH domain binding
Source: RefSeq, a predicted model, not a curated record